This is a messenger RNA of Ctenopharyngodon idella (grass carp), 4241 nucleotides long. It is a transcript of the gene trim33l, whose product is annotated as tripartite motif containing 33, like. Bases 382 to 4101 code for a protein of 1239 amino acids. Gene Ontology annotation, biological process: positive regulation of DNA-templated transcription. The transcript is spliced from 17 exons. Gene Ontology annotation, molecular function: ubiquitin-protein transferase activity; zinc ion binding. The record is from RefSeq and is a predicted model, not a curated record. Gene Ontology annotation, cellular component: nucleoplasm; chromatin. Lineage: Eukaryota; Metazoa; Chordata; Actinopteri; Cypriniformes; Xenocyprididae.
UCAAUAAACUGGUAGGCUACAACUACAGCGUUUGUCUAUUCAUAACGCCACAAAUAUUUUGACUUGCAAGCUGACGUGUAAAGCGUUUCCUUUACUUACAUGUAUGCACACAUUGAAAACACAUGGAAAUGUUCAAAAAAAAAGAAAAAAAAAAAGAACGUGUUCCAUCCGCUUUUGUUUUGCUAGAAGGACACGCCCACUAUAGGGGAACUGAUGAAUAUUCCACGAAACCCCGCCCCAAGGAACAGAAAAGUUUCAGGAACGGUAUAUUCAACUGACCCACUAUCACAAUAACAAGCGCAACGUGUCGAGUUUUCCGUAAAGCGAUAUAUUUCGUAUGCGGUUACACGUCUUUUUACAUUACUAAUUCUCAAGCAACAGAUGUUUACCCCUGACCAAACAGGGCGUCAAGCGUCGCCCCAUUUGGAUUUAGAAAAAACGGUUUGCGGAUCCUGCGCUAUUUGCAAACUGCACCUAAACUCUUCUGCAGACCCCAGACUUCUGCCCUGCCUGCAUACAGUUUGUAAUACUUGCCUUACGAAGAUCUGCACAGAUGGAGCCACACAAGAUUGUCCAUUAUGUGCUCAGACCUUUUGUUUGUCUGAGGUCACAGAAUGUGCCAUUUUUGAAGACGACUCUAAUAAUAACAAGGCCCCCAAGUGUGCUGGGUGUGAAGAGAGUGAGGUUAGUGGAUGGUGUGUCCAGUGUGAGGAGGCCCUGUGUUUGGACUGUAUGUCUGCCCAUCGUAGGGUAAAAGUGACCCGUGACCAUGAAGUCACACCAAAAAAACCACCCACAGGUUGGAUACAGAGAAGACGCUGUCCUUCACACACUCAGGAGAGCUUGAGGUUCUUCUGUCUUGUUUGUGAAGAGCUCACCUGUAAAGACUGUCAGCUGAUCACUCAUAGAGGCCACAGUUUUGUGCAACAGGAGGAAGCUGUGGGAUCUCAGAGACAGCAACUACAGAGUUUGUUGGACUCCAUCAGACAUCAGAAAGAGAUGAUCAGCAGUAGCCUGCUGCUCCUAGAGGCAAGGUUACAGGACAUUGAGAAUCUAAAAGUGGCUGCAAAAAAGAUGUUGAGACAGGUGGUCUUCUCCCUUUAUCAGGCUCUGGUACUGAAAGCUACGCAGAUCUUAAAGGAGAUAGAGGCCCUGUAUGCAGAGGAGGGGAGAUGUUUGUUGGAGCGGAAGACAUCUCUGAACAGGCUGGAAGGCUUUCAAGACUACAUAGUAGCUUUUAUUGACAAGAUCCUAAACACUGAGGGCCAUUGCCUCCUGGUCCACACAAAAAGAAUUGAGACCCAGGUGAAAAAGCUGCUUUCCCAGGAGACACGCACUCCUGAGACCAUGAUUAAACUGCAUGUUCAGAUUCAGAACGAUCUCUGUCAGCAAAUGGUCAAAUUUGGAUUUUUAAAGAUUAGAAAGACUCCUGUUCCUUUUACUUCUCUGAGAACUGGUUCCGCUCAGUCAAAGUCUGUGUCUGUGGAAAGCUCAAGUUCUGUAGUAACUCCCACGGAUGUUCAUCCUGUACCGGCCUCAUCAAGUGUUGAUACACAGGUUCAGGGUAAAUGUGUUGCUAACGGCACUGCACUGCGUUCAUGUGCUUCCUCUCAGACUGUACAAAUGAACCAGGCCCUUAAGAGUUUGCCUCAUCCAUCUCAGCCCAGCAAGCCAUCUCAGCCUAACCAGGCCACACAACCCUCAUUCCAACUAAAUCAAUCUAAACUUCCCUCUUCAGAACUUCAGAAUUCAUUUUCUUCCUCAUUUUCUUCCAAUCCUGGGCAAUCCAAGCAUGCUUACACUCCCUCAUCACAACGUGUCCUAUAUUUUCCUAACUCUGCUCACAAAACUCAAAUAAAUCCUCAUCCAUCUGUUAAUUUUCAGCCUCGUCUUCCACACACAGCGUCUCAAAUAGACGAUAUCUCCAAGCAUAGGACGGCCUCGACCUUACGCUAUUACCCUCCCAUCACCCACCCAAUGCCAGUUAACAACCAAACACCUAAACUAACUCAUCCAAUACCUGCCAACAACCAAACACCUGUACUAACUCAUCCAAUACCAGCCAACUACCAAACAAUAGUACAAACUCAUCCAAUACCAGCCAACAACCAGAUACCCCUACUGACUUAUCCAAUACCAGCCAACAACCACACAACAGUACUAACUCAUCCAAUACCAGCCAAUAACCAAACAACAGUACUAACUCAUCCAAUACCAGCCUACAACCAAACAUCUGUACUAACUCAUUCAAUACCAGCCAACAACCAAACACUUGUACUAACUCAUCCAAUGCAAGCCAACAACCAAACACCCGUACUAACCCAGCCAGUUUCAAACAUGCCAACUGACACCCAAACAGUUUUACUAACCUAUCCAGUACAAACCAGUUUCCUGGGGCCUGCACAUACUUUUGCUGCACAACAAAAUAUUCCCAUAACUGUUCUUUCUAACAUAAAUGCUCUUUCUUCAAAUGAUACUGCAAUCUCUAAUGUACACUCUGCUGGACCCUCCAAUGGUGGGAUGAAUCAUUGUUCCCAUGACCCUUGUGCACAGAAUACCACCAGUUCAACCUUUAAAGCAAUCCAAAGCACAGCUAGUGGUUCUUCACUUCCUGUAAACCCAAUGCAUUCUGCUCCCAUUAGUGGCAACAAAAGAAACGCCUACAAUAGUGCUAACCUUCCAGUCAAGGCCUUGGCUGACUCCGUCUGUGAUCAGGACGCAGGUGUGAGCAGCACAAAUUUCACUGAUACGGAUAAUUCGGAGAGCAACUUGCCCUCUUCCACUGUGUCAGAGACAGAUCCCAAAGAAUCUUCGCCAGAUCCUGCCCACUCCUCUGGCCUAUGCAACCUUCAGCAAGACCCUCUCUCCACCACCACAGAGAAAUGUUCAAGACAAGCUCAAGCCAGUCAGUCAUUCACCAAGAGUGACUCUAGACCAAGACACUGGAGCGUUGGCUUGCCAACAACUUUUCGUCAGCUUGUAGAGACAACACCUGUCAGCUCCACAGACAAUAGGAACGCCACACCUCCAGCGAAUUCAACUCCAUGUGGCACAUCAGAUGACCUUGCAGGGGAGAGGGAGAUACAUGAUAAGACUGUCCAAAGUGUUUUUUACCACAGAAAGGAAGAAGAGGAAGAAAAAGAAUCUGCAGUGUCUGUGGAACAAUUCAAGAAACAAUUCAAGAGGUUUCCACGUGUAUCUCUGGUGCGCCUGCCCAUUUCUUUGCCUCCAUGUGGGCAGCCACUCCCAGAGUUCCACCUUACUGCAGAUAUCUCUAGAGACCACAUCAUGGUGCAGGAAUCCCAGGGAGGACAGAUUAAACAGGUGUGGAGAUGGCACGAAGAUCCAGUGCCAUCUAGAGCCUCUUCCUGCUCUAUACUGCAAAGCAGCGACAGCUCCCCGGCAUCUGACGUACAAUUCUGUGCAGUGUGUCAGUCUGCAGGAGCUGCCCUUCUGUGUGUGAAAUGUGGAUGUGCUUUUCACUCUGAUUGUCACAUACCACCAAUCCUCACAAAACCUUGUGAGGAUUGGGUGUGUUUGCUGUGUCAGGAUGUAAAUGAGACAGUCGUGUAUGGCAGUGAGGAGAUGAGGACGUCCAGUCUGAGUCUACAAGAUCAAAGAAAGUGUGAGAAGCUUCUCCUUGGUCUCCUGUGUGAUGAGAACAGGUGCCUGCUCUACAACGCCACCAAGAAUCACUCAAAAACAGCUGAAUUUGAUAUAAUACUUGGCCGACUCCUGGGGACAAGGAAGCCGCCUUAUCGGACUGCUGCUGAACUGGUGUCAGAUGUUUGGACUCUUUUUGACAUCUUGAUGAUGAACUCUGAGAGGAAAAACUUGGUUGUCAAACUUCAAGAAUCUUUCCAGCAACAGCUGAAUGAAUCUUUUGGGAAGAGUCUUCACGCGUCUCUCCUGAAACACUCCAGCAGUGAGGCUCCAAGAAGUACUUCAGAGACAGAGACUCAAAGAGAGAAGCACAGAAACACUUUGAAACGCAUGAGAGAGUUUUUUAUGGAAAACUGUGGUACAGCAGCAAAGAAAUCCUGCACUUACAAAGGGAAGGAGAAAGAUUGCUGUGAGAACACUACAGCUGGUGAACACUGAACCGUCUCAGUCAUUGCUUUUGAAACUACACAACUACGUUUGUGAAAGGGGAACCACAUUACUAUGCGUCACUAUUUAUUGUAGUAGUAUGUUUAUAUACCUUUGCCUUGAAGUAAAAUUAAAGUGUAUUAAACACAUUA